This is a messenger RNA of Spirodela intermedia, 2420 nucleotides long. Lineage: Eukaryota; Viridiplantae; Streptophyta; Magnoliopsida; Alismatales; Araceae. The record is from the annotation of a GenBank genome assembly.
AUGUCAACCGCUACCUUCUCAUUCCCAACUGCUCCCUCCGUCCUCUUCAUCUUCCUCUUAAUCAGCCUCACAUUCUUUUGCGUCCACACUGGCGGUGCCGAAGGGAGCGAUCCCCUGAUCCGGCUGCCCCGACGCGGUGGCGAAGGUGAUGGCCGCGACGAUCCCUUGGGCUCCAAGAAGAUUCUUUCCGUCCAGGAUUACGGCGCGGUUGGAGACGGCAUCCAUGAUGAUACCCAGGCAAGGGAUGACAAGUUUUUAUUUUAUUUUUAAAUAGCAAGACAAAUAGGUCGUCGUAAAUCGUUUUAGUCCUUUACAUGCCUGAGGAUACCCUCCUCAGGCGGAACAAAUAGGUAAUGCCCCGCCGACUGACGGCGAGCCGAUUCAUUUUCAGGCAUUUAAAGACGGUUGGUAUGCAGCCUGUUCUUCGACCUCGCGCAAGACAGUACUCAAAGUUCCGGAGAAGCGCAGGUAUUUGGUCAGGCCGAUUGAUUUCUCCGGGCCCUGCACCACAAAUGUGACUUUACGGGUAUGCAUGUCUAUAACGAAGCACAACAAGCAUUGCAUAUCCGUUGAAAGGAAUCUUCUUCGAGGUGAUCAUUACGUUGCACUUACCAGUGAUGUAUAUGCACAUAUGUAUAGAUCUUAGGGAGCAUUCUCGCCCCCCCGAACCCAACCGCCUGGCGCAGGCAGAAUCCUCGAAGGUGGCUCUAUUUCCACGAGGUAAGUAAUCUAGCCUUAAGAGGCAGAGGUGUUGGGAUCGUCGAUGGCAUGGGAGAAAGAUGGUGGGCAAAGUCUUGCAAAGUUAGGAAGAUAAAUGUAAGCCAUAAAAUUAUCACCUCUCUCUCUCUCUCUCUCUCUCGCUGUCACUCACUCAGUCACUCAGUCACUCAGUCACUCACACACACGCACACACACACACACACACAAGGAGACACUCGGAAGACGACCUGCGAGUGCGCAAUCUCAACGCUGUUGAUUUCAUGUUUUUGUCCUGCAGCCGUGCCGACCCUCACCUACGGUUAGUGUAUCUUCCGUUCCAACGGAAGAGAGCUUACUUUCCUCAAGUUAUGAUCGAAUUCAUUUCACAAAGAAGGUCUAAAGUCUGCGAGGAAACAACGGUUGUGCAGGCCAUUACAUUUCACAAGUGCAGGCACUUGAAGGUCAGAAACAUGACUCUGCUGAACAGCCCACACUCACACAUCACCUUCACCGGCUGCUUUCACGUUAAGGUCUCCGGCCUGAAAGUGAUCGCACCGGUGGCCAGCCCCGAGACCGCCGGCAUACACAUCAGCGGCUCCGAGACCGUCUACAUUCAAAAGAGCGAGAUCACAACAGGUGCGGCCCCUUUCAUCGUCUCGUCACCGUCAUUAGGGACCGGAAGGUUCCUCGUCAUCUUUCCUCCAGAAAUGAAUUUCUACGUUCAAUUGUUAUCUUCCCAAUGCGUCAUCGUCGGCUUGCAUUGGAUGGUGGAUCGUCUCUAGGAGAGGACUGCAUCUCCGUGGGCAAGGGAUCUUCCAAGGUACGCAUUAGAAACGUUUCGUGCGGACCGGGCCACGGAAUCAGGUGAGCAUCGAUCCUUCACUCGGGGCCGUUCUCUUGUUCUAUAAUAUCCAAGCCAACCCGGUGACCGGAAUCUCCGCACUCCACGAUUAUGGAUAGCAUCGGGAGCUUGGGCAAAUUGAACUCAUGGUCUAAGGUGUCCGACGUGCAAGUAGACGGAGCCGUUCUUACCAACACGAAGACUGGCCUCAGGAUCAAGACAUGGCAGGUGACAUAUCGAUCAGCUACGUAGUUUUCAGUAGCUGCCCUUUUAAUAAAUCUUUUGAAUGCGGGAAGCUCCCGAUGAAUGCCGUCGAUGGUUUCUGAAGCAUUAAUGCUGGCCUUUCCCUAUUCAGGGAGGUCAAGGCCUCGUGGAUGGCAUAACAUUUCAAAAUGUUACGAUGAAGAACGUUUCCAACCCGAUCAUCAUCGACCAAUAUUACUGUGACACCCUCCAACCCUGCAAGAACCAGGUAACUACGCCGGAGCCGGGGGCUGCGGGGGCUGACUUCAGAUGUCGGUUUGUCUGUGGGGUGGUCGCUUUAAUUAUUGACUGACUGAUAGAGUGCCGUCCGUGGGAAAUGCAGACGUCGGCAGUGAAGGUGAACAGGGUCUCCUUCAUGAAUAUUGUCGGCACGUCGGCCACGCGACGGGCCAUGACCUUCGCCUGCAGCGACACAUUCCCAUGCCAGAGAAUCCAUCUACAAAACAUCCAUCUGCCAUUGGAGUCGGGGGGCAAUUCUACAUCGUUCUGUUGGAAGGCAUCUGGGUUCAGCUACGGGCUGGUCGACCCUCCCUCUUGCCUGGCCAUCGAGGACGACUACCCAGUCAUGAAAGCACCUGCUUACGGCGAGGAGGUUCUUCGGUCCAGCUACAGAUGA